Messenger RNA from Prorocentrum cordatum, 578 nucleotides. Lineage: Eukaryota; Dinophyceae; Prorocentrales; Prorocentraceae. The record is from the annotation of a GenBank genome assembly.
GGCAGCACCCGCACGUGCCCAGCUGGCGGCGGAUGCUGGAGAGCCCCGCGCCGCCCGCGCAGGCCGCCGCGCAGCGGCCGCCGGCGUCUUCGGCCGACGCGCGCUUCCAGGCGGCGCUGCAGGCGUUCCGCCAGCAGGCUCAGCAGUCGGGGGCGGGCCAGGAAGCCUCCGGCUGGGGCGCUGGCGCCAGCGCCAGCCAGUGGGCCGAGUCGUGGGACGGCUGGGGCGCGGGCGCCGGUGGGGGCCAGGACGGGGCCGGCUGGGGCGCUGGCAAGGGCGGCUGGAAGGGCCAGGGGUCGGCCGCUUGGGGCGCAGGCAAGGGCGGCUGGGACGGUUGGGGCCAGGCUGGCGGCGACGGAGGGUGGGGCAGCGCGUGGGCGGAGUAGGCCGCCGUGAGGAGGCCGAGCCGCGCCUGCAGCCCGGCCGCGCUCGGCCAGUCCGCUCCCGCGCCCUCGACCCUCCCGCUCGUUUCCUUCCGCUACCCUCGCCCCGCCCGCCCCACCCUCUUCCGUACCCCUGGCCGCUCGCCGCCGAGCGCUCACUUGAGCGCAGUUCCCCUGGCUGGCUGCGCUCGCUUG